Messenger RNA from Aricia agestis (brown argus), 4271 nucleotides. It is a transcript of the gene Etl1, whose product is annotated as SWI/SNF-related matrix-associated actin-dependent regulator of chromatin subfamily A containing DEAD/H box 1 homolog. Gene Ontology annotation, molecular function: chromatin binding; DNA binding; ATP binding. The coding region runs from base 127 to 2781 and encodes 884 amino acids. NCBI's taxonomy places the organism in Eukaryota, Metazoa, Arthropoda, Insecta, Lepidoptera, Lycaenidae. Gene Ontology annotation, cellular component: nucleus. The record is from RefSeq and is a predicted model, not a curated record. The transcript is spliced from 15 exons.
CAGUUAACUUCAUGCUUUUGUAGUGUGGUAUGAUUUUUAGAAUUCGUAAAUUAAUGUAAAUCGUUUUAAAAUUGUCUUUAUUUUUAUUUUAAAGCGUAGUUUUAUACACGAGCUUAAUUCGCUAAGAUGUCAGAGAGCACUAGCCCUAGUGUUAUAAGUUACCUGAGGCAGUAUAGGUUUCAAAAGAAAGCUACAGCUGGCUCCUCCGUUCCCGUUACGGUAACCUCGGCUCCUUCGAGUUCUCAAUCAAUGAUAAGGUUGCCUACGCCUGUAGCCUUCAACAAACAUGUGCCAGUGGUGUAUAAGAGAAUCAGAAUACAGGAUUCAGACUCUGACGAUGGACCAUCACCGGCUAAGAAGCCUGUUAUCGUGACCUCCGCUAUACCCGACCGUCCAGCCUUGCCUAAUCCCACUGUGGAACUUACACAAGCUGUCAAAGAAAGAAGAUUCCGGAACAUGGUGCAGAUGUUUCCUGAAGUUGCUCCUCUGCUCGUAAAAACCACCUUAUCCAAGCAUGGUUGGAACGAAGAGAGAUGUAGAGAUGAGCUCCUCAAGUAUGACCCCGAGAGUGAUGUCCGACCCUCGGGCAGUUACCACCGUCCGAGCAACUCAGGACAAACAUCACAGUCGAAUGGAGCUAACAUAAUGCGGGUGACAAGCGGAAGCACCACAAUACCUAGACCCCUGGCAUCUAAAGGCGGCAGGGCAAGACGAGGUAGCAGCGGCAGUGAGGAUGAUGAUUACGGGGUUAGGAAAGGAAAGGAUGACCUAGUUUAUGACAGUGACUCAGACAAUGAGGUGACAGAUGACCUGGUUGGUGACAAGAAGAAGGUGUUUGAGUUCCUCAACACCAGCACCAUGAAUGAGCUGUCGCUGCUGAGCGGGUGCUCGCAGAAGAAGGCCGAGGCCAUUAUAGCACAGCGACCCUUUAAGGGUUGGGUUGAUAUGGUUGAGAAGUUCAAUAGCAAUAAGAUGUUAAGUACGGACCUGUUGAACGCUACACAAGAGCUGCUGUCCACGAGGAACAACAUACAGCGGCUGAUGAAGAAGUGUGUGGGGCUGGCCACGCAGCUGGAGUGUGCCGUGGCGGCCGGCGCCGGGAGACUCAAGCAGCCCGCUAUAUUGCACUCCAGUUUGACGUUAGCUCCUUACCAGCUAGUCGGUUUGAACUGGCUGGCCGUGCUGCACAAGCAGGGUGUCUCCGGCAUCCUGGCCGAUGAGAUGGGUCUGGGCAAGACAGUGCAGGUGAUAGCGUUCCUUGCUCACCUGAAGGAGACGGGGCAGGCUAAAGGCACACAUCUGGUGGUCGUGCCCGCUUCUACUUUAGACAACUGGAGCACAGAGUUCGAGCGCUGGUGCCCGUCGAUGCGUGUGAGCAAGUACUACGGCCCGCCCGAGGAGCGCCGCCAGCUGCGCAUCGAGUACGCCAAGGGACUGAGUCAGAUCGACAUCGUGCUCACCACUUACACUAUGGUGAGCAGCUGCCCGGAGGAGCGCAAGAUGUUCCGCAUUACGCCGAUGCACUACGUGGUGUACGACGAGGCCCACAUGCUCAAGAACAUGUCCACGCAGCGGUACGACAACUUACUCAAGAUAAAGUCCAAACACCGUCUGCUGCUGACGGGCACGCCGCUGCAGAACAACCUGCUGGAGCUGAUGUCGCUGCUGUGCUUCGUGAUGCCGCACAUGUUCUCCGGCAAGACCGACGACCUCAAGAACCUCUUCCAGAAGAAUGCUAAAGUGAAAACAACAAAGAAAGUGAACGGCAACACGGAGGAUGAUAUACCAGCAUUCGAACAGAGUCAGAUCACUCAAGCCAAGAGGAUCAUGAAGCCGUUUGUGCUCCGGAGACUGAAGAGGGACGUGCUGCAGGACCUGCCCAAGAAGACCAACCACACCGAGCUGUGCCCCAUGUCGGAGAGACAGCAGACCCUGUAUAAGGAACUCAUUGCUGGGUUCGCCGCUAAAGAUGGCACUAUACACUCAACCCUGGAGAAGAGCGGCAUAUCCAUGAUGAUGGACAUGCGGAAGCUGGCCAACCACCCGCUGCUGGUGCGCACCUACUACACCAUGGACAUGCUGCGCAAGAUGGCGGACCGCCUCGCCCGAGACGCCGGAUACAAGGAGAAGAACUCGGAGUACGUGUUCGAGGACCUGCUCUGCAUGUCUGACUUCCAGAUACAUCAGCUGACACAGCAGUACCAUUGCAUCAGCAACUUCAAAGUGCCCGACCAUCUCAUCCUGGACUCUGGCAAGUUCCUGAAGCUCGACAGCAUGCUGCCGGCGCUGCAGGCGGGCGGGCACCGCGUGCUGGUGUUCAGCCAGUUCACCAUGAUGCUGGACGUGCUCGAGCCCUACCUCCGCCUGCGCGGGUACAGAUAUCUCCGGCUGGACGGCAGCACCGCCGUUAAUGAGAGACAAGAUCUGAUAAACCAGUACAACGCGGAGGAGAUAUUCGUGUUCCUGCUGUCGACGAAGGCGGGCGGGCUCGGCAUCAACCUCACCGCCGCCGACACCGUCAUCAUACACGACAUCGACUUCAACCCCUACAACGACAAGCAGGCCGAGGACAGAUGUCACCGCAUGGGCCAGACGCGGCCGGUGACGAUCUACCGGCUUCUGAGCGCGGGCACCAUCGAGGAGGGCAUCUACCAGGUGGCGCAGGAGAAACUCAACCUCGAGAAACACGUCACCGGCGCUGACGAAAAAGAUCCUCAGGAACAGAAGAAUGUUGUUCGACUCCUGUCUGCGGCUCUCGGCCUCACCUCGCCCAACAAAUGAUUGUUGGCCUCCGACACCAUUGUCAUCGACUAGUGAAGUGAAGCGAAACAAAGUGACUAGUGGACGAAGUGAAGUGACACAGUGAAAUAAAACAUGUAGUAUAAUUACCAUCAAAUGAUAUUGGAUGUUUUACCAUCUCAAAGAUAUUUAUUAGCGCUAUCUGCAGUGCCGAAUGUGCAACCUAAAAGUUAUUUACUUUUUAUUUAGUUCAUUUUAAUUUAGUUAAUAAUUUACUUUCAUAGUUUUGAUGUAUUACAAACUGCUGAACCAAUUAAGAUGAUUUUUUAAAGGAUGACGUGUCGAAGAUUACUACUUAAUUGAACAAUUGAUUAAAAUCCCUUGUGUAUUUUGAGCUCGGGGCAAUAGAACUAGGGAACAAUAUAGAUUAUUGAUAUUUUUAAGUAUUUUCAGUUAAAAAAAAGCCUUUAAAAGCUAUAUGAGCUACUCUGGCGCGAGCUUAUACCCAAUUAUCUUCUUAUUACAUGUAUGUUAAUAUUAAAUAAUAAGUCAUUAUUACUCCCACCUAAACUUCCAUUCCUUAACCGAAAGAAGCAAGCCAUUGCAAUAUUUAUUUGAAAUAGUAAUAAUGAUAACGGGUGAUAUAUUUGUAAACAAUAGUGUCGAGUACUAAAAUAGUUAGUAGGAUAGCCUUAGAAUAUAAUAAUCCUUUUUUCAUAACGAACUGGAUUGAAGAUGAAAAAAAAGAGAAUGAUUUGGCAAUAUUUUUUAAAUCAAUAAUUGGCUUUAGAUCUACGUAAGUACUAAGUACCUUUUUUUGCUAUAAUUGUUGUUUUAAUAAUAUUAUUCUACUGACUUAAUUAUCCAGGUGUAAAUAAUUAACUGUUUGUACGUAAAAAAAUCAUAGUGAAAAUAUUCUCUGGAAGAAUUUAAGUACGAAAAAGUUUUGCCUCUUAAAGUAUGUCAUUGAAUAAUUUUUGUUUAUUCUGAUUACUGAUAAAAAGAUAUUGUAUACAAAUGGACAGACAACAGGCCAAAGUAAUGGCUAUUUGUAUGUAGACAGGACGAAAAGUUUGUAUUACUUACGUACGCUAAUAUAGAUGGCGCUGGUGACGCAAAUAUAGACAUUUGAUAGAUAUAUUUAAGACAAUGAAAGAGAGAGAAGUCAAAUGUAUACAGUAUGAAACUCAGAGAGAACUGUUUCCCUCGAGUGAAGUAUGCUAGAGUUUCUUAAGAAUUUUAAGCACUUUUGUGGGAAAACCUUUUUUUCAUCCUUUUUAACCUAACGGUCAGAAUAUUUGUAGACCAGAUAACUGAUUACGUCUACAGAUAUUUUGACCUACUUUUGUAUUGGUUUCAUGCUGCACUGCCAAAUAUGAACAUCAUUGUAUGAAAAACAAACUGAAUUAUAUAACUGAAAUGUUUGAACCUCAAAUACCGAUAAUAAUAUUUAAAUUUUGCACUACGAUUCGACUUGUAAUUACUUGUGUACGGUAAAUAAAGCUUCAAUAAAAGGAUAUCUUUAUAUAAGA